CGGGGAGAGAGAUAAGCCAUUUAUACUUAUCAAACAUGAUCGAGUAAGGGUCCCCCUCAUUACCUGCCCCACGUUGCCCGCCAUCAAUCACCUGUUUUCCACUGCAGAACAAUUUUUUUUCUUCUUCUCUCCAUUUUGAUGUCCUUUUCUUUCGAUUCUUCUUGAUAUUCUUAUUUCUUUUAACCUAUUCCCCAGCUUGUUGCAAUUCCGAGUUUCUUGCUUGUGCAUAGACCGACCUGUCCUUACCAGUUAAACCCAAAGCAUACAAAGACACAAUGACUGUUGCUGCUGCUACAUUUCCCCGCCUGGGCUGGAUUGGCCUCGGUGCCAUGGGUCUUGGAAUGGCCAAGAACCUUCAGCGUCACCUCACUUCGACUGGCGCUCCGGCGUUGAUCUUCACCAACCGCACCCUUUCCCGGGGCAAGGACCUGGAAGCGUUGGGCGCAAAGCCCGCAAACACCGUUGCGGAAGUUGUCCAGAGCUCGGACAUUGUCAUCUCUAUGCUCAGCAAUGACCAAGUGCUUCACUCGGUGACCGACGAGGUGCUUGCCGCAGGCGACUUUUCUGGAAAGAUUUUGAUGGACUGCACAACCGUGGGCCCGGAUACUUCUGUGGAGAUUGGCGAAAAGGUGUCCAAGGCUAAUGGUCAAUUCAUUGCUGCUCCUGUGUUCGGUGCCUCUCCGGUUGCUGAUGCCGGCAAGCUCAUCUUCACCGUUGCCGGCCCCAAGGACGCAUUGGCCAAGGUUGAGCCCUACAUUGUUGGCGUCAUGGGUCGCCUGAGCAUUCCCAUGGGCGAAGAUGUUUCCAAGUCGAGCUUGUUGAAGAUUGCUGGAAACAUUCUCGUUGUCGGCUUCCAGGAGAUCAUUGGUGAGACACAGGUUUUCGCCGAGAAGACCGGCCUCGGCGUCGAAGUUAUUGAGAACCUCAUCGGUGACAAUUUUGGUCCCACCCUCCUCUCCUACUCUAAGCGUCUCACCGGAGGCGUGUACGCUCCCCCGCGGGAGUCCCGCCCCGGCUUUGGUGUCGACCUUUCCAUGAAGGAUGCCCGACACGCCAUCCGCCUCGGCAGCGAAGAGGGUGUCAAGAUGCCCGCUCUUGAAGUCGCUCUGAAGAACAGCGAGCGCGCCAAGGAGUACGCCGACCAGGAUGGCGGCCGCCCGCUCGACAGCUCCUCCAUGUACGGCACUCUGCGGCGGGAUGCUGGUCUCGACUUUGAUACCAACUUUGUUAAGCAGCGCGAUGCCGCCAAAUAAAUGGAUGGUUUCGUGGAGCCAAAUGUCAAGAAAAAGAGAAUUACUACGAUAAGAUAAAACGGUCAUGUAUUUCAUUGCAGCGUUGGAUUAUAGAGAAUAGACUUUACGAUUAUAGAAAGAAGGUCUGGCACCUUCUGAGGCAGCGUCCGGCCUUUCUCGAUAGACUUUGCUCUUUAAAAAGAAUUAAUAAGCAUUUAAUAGAUCACGCUUGAUGCACAGUGAUGCAAGGUUGCCAAAUCGAUGAUGCGAUGCCUCAAGUCAAAUCUGUGAUCAAGGUAU
This is a messenger RNA of Xylona heveae TC161, 1532 nucleotides long. Its product is annotated as 6-phosphogluconate dehydrogenase. Bases 276 to 1253 code for a protein of 325 amino acids. The record is from RefSeq and is a predicted model, not a curated record. Gene Ontology annotation, molecular function: NADP binding; NAD binding; oxidoreductase activity, acting on the CH-OH group of donors, NAD or NADP as acceptor. The transcript is spliced from 5 exons. NCBI's taxonomy places the organism in Eukaryota, Fungi, Ascomycota, Xylonomycetes, Xylonales, Xylonaceae.